AUGGAGGAUGAAGACAAUUUAAGUACCAGCAGUGCAGAAGUAAAGGAAAAUCGCAACAUUGGCAACCUGGAGGAUCAUCCAAUAUCCCCUAAUGAGAGGGCAAGAGGGGGAACACCUAGCAGUAAGAGGAAAAGGCCCUUGGAGGAUGGCAAUAACGGCCAUUUCUGCAAGCUCCAGCUCAUCUGGAAGAAGGUCUCCUGGUCAGUGACGCCAAAGAACGCUCUGGUUCAGCUGCACGAGCUGAAGCCAGGUUUGCAAUACAAAAUGGUUUCCCAGACCGGCCCAGUGCACGCUCCGGUCUUCGCCGUGGCUGUGGAAGUGAACGGACUGACCUUCGAAGGCACGGGGCCCACCAAGAAGAAAGCCAAAAUGCGUGCAGCAGAGCUGGCCCUGAAGUCAUUCGUUCAGUUCCCCAACGCCUGCCAAGCUCACUUCGCCAUGGGCAACCGCAUCAACCCAUCCACGGACUUCACUUCCGAUCAGGCAGACUUCCCAGACACUCUGUUCAAGGAGUUCGAACCCUCCGCGCACAGCGAGGACUUCUCCGUCUACAACCCCGUCGAGGACGAGCUGCUCUCCACCGCCUACCGGCACGGCCGUCUGCUCUACCACACACUGGACUUGAUGGGGCACGGCAAGCAGAGCAAGCACAGGGCGGCCUCCAAGGCGGAGAGCGAGCAGAACCCGGUGGUGCUGCUGAACGAGCUGCGGUCGGGGCUGCGCUACGUCUGCCUGUCGGAGACGGUGGAGAAGCAGCACAUCAAGAGCUUCGUGAUGGCUGUGCGCGUGGACGGGAGAACGUUCGAGGGCUCGGGACGCAGCAAGAAGCUGGCCAAGGGGCAAGCAGCACAGGCAGCCCUGCAGGCUCUCUUUAACAUUCGGCUGCCCAGCCACAUUCCCAGCAGGAGUAAAUGUCACCACUUGCCACAGGAUUUUGCUGAUUCCAUAUACCAAAUGGUUGCACAGAAGUUCCAGGAGCUGACAGACAAUUUCACUUCCAUGCAUGCACGCCACAAAACUCUUGCAGGCAUUGUGAUGACCAAAGGUCUGGACAUCAGGCAAGCUCAGGUUAUUGUGCUGUCAUCGGGCACCAAAUGUAUAAAUGGGGAGUACAUCAAUGACAAAGGGCUUGCGGUCAACGACUGCCAUGCAGAAAUCCUGGCCAGAAGGGCAUUUGUUCACUUCCUCUACUCACAGCUGGAGUUACACUUAAGCAAGCGGCGAGAAGACUGGGAGCGCUCCAUCUUCGUGCGGUUGAAAGAGGGAGGCUACAGGCUGCGGGAGAACAUCCUGUUCCACCUCUACGUCAGCACCUCGCCCUGCGGGGACGCGCGCCUCCACUCCCCCUACGAGAUCACAGCUGACUUUCAGGGUGACAAGCACAUAGUGAGAAAAUACCGCGGGCACCUGCGCACCAAGAUUGAGUCCGGAGAAGGAACCAUCCCUGUGCGGUGUCACAACGCGGCUCAGACGUGGGACGGCGUCCUGCUGGGAGAGCAGCUCAUCACCAUGUCCUGCACAGACAAAAUUGCCAGAUGGAACAUCCUUGGGCUCCAAGGUGCUCUCCUCAGCUCCUUCAUUGAACCCAUGUACUUACACAGCAUCGUUGUGGGAAGCCUCUACCACACUGGUCACCUUUCCCGGGUAAUGAGCCAUAGAAUAGAAGACAUUGGUCAGCUGCCAGCUUCCUACCGGCGCAAUCAGCUGCUUCUCAGUGGGGUGAGCCAUGCAGACGCUCGGCAGCCCGGGAAGUCUCCCAGCUUCAGUGUGAACUGGGUCGUGGGCAGCACCGACCUGGAGGUCAUCAAUGCCACAACAGGGAAGAGGACCUGUGGCAGUCCCUCACGGCUCUGCAAGCAGAUGUUCUUCACUCGCUGGGCAAAGCUGCAUGGCAAGCUGAGCACACGAAUACCAAGCCAUGGAGAUGUGCCACCAGUGUACAGCGAGGCAAAGCUGGUGGCUCAGACAUACCAGUCUGUCAAGCAGCAGCUGUUUAAAGCAUUUCAGAAAGCUGGGCUGGGCACCUGGGUGAAGAAACCCCCGGAGCAAGAUCAGUUCCUACUAACUGUAUAA
This is a messenger RNA of Indicator indicator, 2073 nucleotides long. RefSeq names its product adenosine deaminase RNA specific B2 (inactive) (gene ADARB2). Gene Ontology annotation, biological process: RNA processing; adenosine to inosine editing. Bases 1 to 2073 code for a protein of 690 amino acids. The transcript has 10 exons. Gene Ontology annotation, cellular component: cytoplasm; nucleolus. NCBI's taxonomy places the organism in Eukaryota, Metazoa, Chordata, Aves, Piciformes, Indicatoridae. The record is from RefSeq and is a predicted model, not a curated record. Gene Ontology annotation, molecular function: double-stranded RNA adenosine deaminase activity; double-stranded RNA binding; tRNA-specific adenosine deaminase activity.